Molecule: messenger RNA, 1400 nt
Organism: Pistacia vera
Lineage: Eukaryota; Viridiplantae; Streptophyta; Magnoliopsida; Sapindales; Anacardiaceae
Product: E3 ubiquitin-protein ligase PUB23-like
Exons: 1
Coding region: 136-1368 (410 amino acids)
Biological process (GO): protein ubiquitination
Molecular function (GO): ubiquitin protein ligase activity
Source: RefSeq, a predicted model, not a curated record
UUCAUAUACUGUAUACCAACUCAUGUUGUAGCUUCCCAGGACUAGCAUAUCUAAGUAAAAUAUUUUACUUUUGAUUAUUUCCUCCACAUAUAUACAUCUGAUAACAGGGCUCUUCCAUACAACUUAAGAAAAGAGAUGCAGACGGAAAUGGAGAUGAAAGAUUAUCCAUUGGAUUUCAGAUGCCCCAUAUCAAUGGAGUUAAUGACAGACCCUGUCACCAUCUGUACGGGCGUUACCUACGAACGGAAGAACAUCGAGAAAUGGUUCUUCAUUUACAAGAAGAAAACUUGUCCUGCUACCAUGCAAUCCAUCAACACUUUGGACAUCACACCCAAUCACACUCUCAACCGUCUCAUCCAAGCUUGGAUUAACAAACAACAAUCCCCACCAACUUCAUCCAUCCAUCAUCACGAUUUCAUCUCUUUACUCUCAACCCUCCAUUCUACUCCAUUCAAAGUAACUUCUCUAAAGAAACUCCGAUCAAUUCUCCAAACGGGUGACCAUACCAAAGCUGAAUUCAUCCGAUCUGGUGGUGUCCAAAUUGUUGUUCAAAUACUUGUACAGAUUCUUGUCGAAAACUCAGAUUUUGUUGCCUUUAGAGCCAGUGAGGAAGCUUUAGGUGUUCUGCAUCAACUCCCCUUACCGGAAGUGGAACACGAGAAAGUCUUGGAGAUUUUGACCAACCGGGAAUCCCUGAUGUCCAUGGUAAUCAUUCUUCAAAGUGGAAGCGCUGAAGCCAGACUUUACGCUAUUACUAUAUUUCAAAAGAUAGCCAAAACUGAUUUUAACUGGAAUUCCAUGAUAGAAGAUCAAGGUAUUGAUUUCUUCAAAUCAUUGUUAGAACUAGUAUCGGAUGAGAUAUGCAGCAAGGCUAGCUCAUGUGCGUUAGAUGUUCUCAUUGAGAUAUUAAGUUCGUCAAAGAAGAGUCGAUUAAGGGCCAUCGAAGUGGGGGCAGUUUCUGUCCUCAUCGAGCUCUUACCAGAGUCAAGCGGAUCUAAGUGCGAGAAAGUAAUGGUUUUGAUAAAAUUAAUGUGUGAAAGUGCUGAGGGAAGAAUGUGUUUUGUGGGGCAUAAAAUGGGGAUUCCAGCAGUGUCAAAAAAAUUAUUGCAUGUAUCGAAUACAACAACUAAGAUGGGGGUGAAGAUACUGUGGUUGAUUAGUAGUUUUCAGCAAAGUGAAAGGGUUUUGGAGGAAAUGUUGAUAUAUGGAUCGGUGAAGAAGUUAGUGGCUUUGCUGCAUAUGGAGGGUAGAUCCUCAACCAAGGAGAAGGUGAUCAAGAUGUUGAAGUUGCAUGCAAAUUCUUGGAGGCGAUACCCUUGUUUCCCUUGUGAUUUGAAGGAGUAUUUGGGUUUACUACUUUCUUCCUAAUUAUUAUUUGUAAUUCAGAUCAUAUCACUACU